AUGAGUAGAAGCCAGGAUGAACCUCCUCACGAGCUUGAAAACCAGUUUAUACUGCGUCUGCCUAUGGAACAUGCUUCCACUGUCAGAAAGAUGGUGCAUUCUGGAAGUUCCUCCAUGAAGAAUAAACUAAAAAUUGACUUAUUUUCUGACACACGUCGUGCAGUUGUUGAGGUAGACAGUGUCUCACUAGCUGCUAAGCUGGUUGAUUUGCCUUGUGUUAUCGGAAGCCUAAAAACUCUGGAUAGAAAAACUUUUUAUAAAACGGCAGAUGUUUCCCAGAUGCUUGUGUGCACUGCUGGUGCUGCUGUUCACUCUUCUUCUGAAGAACCAGUAACCUCUACUGAUCUUAAAGCAAUCAGGAAAACUGAAAAGCAGAGACAGAAAAAAUAUACCUGGAAGCAUGGCAUUACCCCACCACUUAAGAAUGUCAGAAGGAGAAGGUUCCGCAAAACAACAAAAAAGCUUCCUGAUUUCAAACCAAUUGAAGAAAUGGACCUUUCUGAGCACAUUGAAUCUCCUGAUGUGGAAAAGGAAGUGAAAAGACUGCUGUGUUCAGAUGCCGAAGCUGUCAGUGCCCGGUGGGAGGUCAUUGCUGACGGUGAUACCAAGGAAAUAGAAUGUCAAGGCUCCAUUCCUAGCUAUGCGAUAGCCUCAGGAAUGAGUGACUACAAGCAGGGUCCUACCUUACCAGAAUAUUAUGUGCUUCAGGAGAUGCGCAAUGAUUCUAGCAAUAACACUGAGGAUGAUGAGGAGGAGGACAAUGAUGAAGAAGAGGAGGAAGAUUAUUAUGACGAGGAUAUGGAAAGGGAGCUACAGGCCAGGUUCAUUGAAUAUGGCCAGUAUGAGGCAAAGGAGGGAACCAGCUCAAUGGUCAUGGAAAUUCAGAAGCACACUCAAUACAUGGAGAAAAAGCUCAAUGAGAUUCAGCGCAGGGCACAAAGACAGGAGGAGCUCAUCAGGAAGGUGGAAAACCUGACACUCAAGAAUCAUUUACAGUCUGUGCUGGAGCAGCUUAAGUUACAGGAAGAAGAAAAAACUGAGCAGCUCAAUUAUCUACAGGAAAAACUGAACUAUUUCCUGAAGAAGUGAGGAGAGUCUUCAACCUGGCACCCAGGCCUUCAAUUCACCAUCCAGACUGAAGUCUAGAUAAACUGUGCCUGUUUCUUUUCCUUUCAUUGCCUUAUGCCAAAUCAUUUGUAUUUGCUUCUCUGAACCUUUUUUUUUUUUUUUUGCUAGUUCUGUAGGACCUGAAGACCCAGCUCAACUAUGAGACUUGGCUUCUUUUCAUAAAGUUUUAAGAAUUACUUAAAUGCUUCUCUACUAUGGUGCCAUCAGAUAAUUUGGCCAUGCUUGCCAAAGGGAGACAGUCUUUUAUAACUUGAAGGCUAUAUAGCCAGUCUGCAUAGAUUUUAGCUUUUCUGCUUGUUUCAAAUAUUUACUGAAACAGAACAAAGUCAAACCAUUUCUGCCAAGUGCUAGAACCCGCCACAGUGAAUUUAAGUGCCUACCUGGCAGCAGUUGAUACUAAGUUGUGAGGUGUCUUUGUUCAGGCAUUAGCAGCUGCUUUCCUGCUCAGGGGACAUUUCUUGCUGCCACCAUCUUCUUUCCACUGUUAAUAUUUUUAGAAUUGUGCCUGGUUGUUAUUUGGCAGCUAUGGGAAUAG
Dama dama (fallow deer) is the source of this 1663-nucleotide messenger RNA. It is a transcript of the gene TAF7L, whose product is annotated as TATA-box binding protein associated factor 7 like. Gene Ontology annotation, cellular component: transcription factor TFIID complex. NCBI's taxonomy places the organism in Eukaryota, Metazoa, Chordata, Mammalia, Artiodactyla, Cervidae. The coding region runs from base 1 to 1089 and encodes 362 amino acids. The record is from RefSeq and is a predicted model, not a curated record. Gene Ontology annotation, biological process: transcription initiation at RNA polymerase II promoter; RNA polymerase II preinitiation complex assembly. The transcript is spliced from 12 exons. Gene Ontology annotation, molecular function: RNA polymerase II general transcription initiation factor activity.